Molecule: messenger RNA, 3471 nt
Organism: Tigriopus californicus
Lineage: Eukaryota; Metazoa; Arthropoda; Copepoda; Harpacticoida; Harpacticidae
Product: protein scribble homolog
Exons: 1
Coding region: 252-3248 (998 amino acids)
Biological process (GO): neurotransmitter receptor transport, endosome to postsynaptic membrane; neurotransmitter receptor transport postsynaptic membrane to endosome
Cellular component (GO): adherens junction; postsynaptic density; postsynaptic membrane
Molecular function (GO): protein binding
Source: RefSeq, a predicted model, not a curated record
CAUGUGAAGCGACGUCGUCAAAGAUGACGACGAUGACGCCAACCCUGGCCUGAUUGAAGGAGUUGGCCUCCUCAAACACGUCCAGCGUGAUUUUGUUGGUAGCAAUGCCGUGUUAGCUUUUGAAUGUUUCUUCCUUAGUGUCUUCCAUGAGAGAAGAGUUACUAUGUCGGUGUGGGGAUAUUUUCCCCAUUCUUAGCUCGAUCAUGGUGGAUUAGCUUGAUCUUGUGUCCAUUUCCGUGUUCGUUCCCAUCAUGAGUUGGGUGAGCUCUUGUUUGGGUUGUGCCAAAAGGAAAGAGCCUGAGGUCUCCGAACUGGAUUUUGCCCACUGCUCCUUGGAUAAUGUGCCCACUGAUAUUUUUGCUUUCGAAAGGACAUUGGAGAAGCUAUGCUUGGAUUAUAACAAUAUUAGAGACUUGCCUCGACAAUUGUUUCAAUGUCAAGAGCUGAAAGAGUUGAGUGUAUGUGACAACGACGUGCAUCUCCUACCUUCGGCAUUGGCCAGUUUGGGCCACUUGGUGCGCCUCAAUGUGUCCAAGAAUGUACUCACCGACAUUCCGGAGACUAUCAAACAAUUGAAAUGUCUGGAAGUGCUCGAUGUGAGUGUGAAUCCACUUCAAAAGGUGCCUGAGGGGUGCACGCAACUGCUGAAUAUUGCCGAACUUUAUCUGAACGACACGUUUCUCGAGUUCUUGCCCGCCAACUUUGGACGCCUAGUCAAACUUAAGAUUCUGGAGCUCCGAGAAAAUAACCUCACCUCUCUACCCAAGUCUUUGUCCAGGUUGGAGUGUUUGGAGAGAUUGGACGUUGGCCAGAAUGAUAUUGUGGAAUUGCCCGAUGUGAUUGGCUCCUUGGUUACUCUCAAGGAGCUUUGGGUGGACGCCAAUCGAAUCCAAGUGAUUCCUGCUUUUAUCGGACAGCUGAAGAAACUUCAUCAUCUCGAGGCAUCCUUCAACAACCUGGAAAAUAUCUCUGAGGAGAUUGGCCAGUGUCAAGAUUUGGUCCACUUGUCUCUCUCCACGAAUGAUCUCAAGUUCCUCCCUCAUCAAAUCGGAAGAUGUGAGCGUCUGAUCACGCUCAAAGUAGACGAUAAUCAAUUGGAAUCCGUGCCGCAAUCUGUAGGACAAUUGUGUCUCUUAGAGGAGCUCGUUGUCAGUCAAAACUACUUGGAAAACAUCCCCAGUUCAAUUGGUCUGUGUCGAAACCUUCACACAUUGAACAUUGACGACAAUGAUGUGGAGUACUUACCCAAAGAAUUGGGAUCUUGUGUGUCCUUGAAGAUUCUUAGUGCCCACGGAAAUAGGCUGACCACCCUGCCCGCCGAAUUGGACCAUAUUGCUGGUCUCUCUGUGAUUAAUCUGACGGCGAAUAUGAUUCAAAAUCUGCCGGUGUCAUUUAUGAAGCUUCGACGAAUCACAGCCUUGUGGUUGUCGGAGAAUCAGACCAAGCCCCUAGUUCAAUUGAAUCAAGACACAGACCCUGAGACUGGGCAAAGAGUUUUGACGAAUUUUCUUUUGCCGCAAAUGCCUGAGGCUGACAACGGAACUAACCUCGACGCUGUGUCCGAUAGUGGGUCGUUUCAUGCGUCUGUUUGGGAAGAGGAGCGCCAACGGAAGUCUCAUGUGAAGUGGGCGGGAGAAGCAGACUUGUCUGUGAUUGAAGAACCCGAGACCGAUGACAAAGGUGGUGGACACCUUAGACGAGAGCCAACACCAUUUCCGAAGGAAAUGCGGGCCAUGGCCAAGCGGGUUCAGGCCCUUCGAGCCAAGGAGUCGCAUCCGAAUUCUCUUCACCAGACGCACUCUCCGAGUCCUGUUUGUCAGGGAGAGAGGAAGCGAGAACGAAGACCAUCGAGUUCAUCCUCCACAGACCACCCCAGCAAUGACAGAGACGUUCCGAUUCUGAUUCGGGAAGCCAAAGUGACUAAACCGCAAGCUGCCAAUUCCCUGCCCAAUGGAUACCACGGAGAAACGCCCAAGCGAAUUGAAAAGGACGGGAAGCAAUUUCAAGAUCUAGAACGCUCCGUCCAUGUGUCCAACGACUUGAACUCUACCGCAUCUCCGCAGAUUGGUCCUCACUCUGGUCCAGCCUAUAAGCUGAAGAUUUCCUCGGAAGGGGGAAGUCGCGAUAGCGGCGUGGCCACGCCUAGCGACGGGUCGCUCACGUCUCCCGAUUCUGAUCAAUGUCAUAGAAACCCCUCCGAUCCCUUGCCACAGAGACCGGAGGGUCUACAACAAUCUAAGCAGGCUGAUAGUAACAGGGCUGUCCGACGCCCCAUCCCACCUCCCUACCACAUUGCCGCUGCUUUAUCCAAAAGAGCUGGUGAUUUUCAAGGAUCCUCUUUGGCUUCACUUCAAAUUCAGAGCACCAAUAGCGCGAGUGACACCAACAGUGUGAGUGAAUCGGAGGUCUCUACCACUGCUUCCAGUUUACAAACUAUAGUACGGGCGCCGACUAAGAUGUCCUUUGACGGGGACAAUUCGUCGGCCAAUAAACGCCUGAAUUUGAGCUUCCAAGAGACCACCUCAAAAGCCUACCAAAACGAUGCUCAUGCCCUUCAGUUGCGCAAAGUCUCGGAGCAACUUUUGGCGAAUCCUCGGACUCGCCAAAGUGUGACUGGUUCUUCUCUAAUUCAUAGCGGCUCCUCCAGACCUGGAUCUUUCGCUAGCCCUUCGGGAGCAACGCCCAUAUCUAUGCUCCCGUACUCCCGCUCCAAUAGUCAGAUGGGUUUUGGUUCCGCCCCCAUGACGUCCGUGGCCAGCAACGGUUUCGCUCCAUCUCUAUUGCCCCGACCUCCUAACGGGUCAGGGGAUCAGUCGACCAAUGGUUUACUGACCACCAUUGAACAAGCCACCAUUUCCGAUGGCGAGGGAGACAGUGACGCCGCCUCUUUCGAGCAGCCUAACUAUGAAAACGUCUCCACUCCCAAGUACCAAAUCGCUUCAGCCACGCGAACCGAAAUCACCCGGAUGAACGGUCAUGUCUCCAAGGGCGAUCGCCUCUCAACCAGCCAAUUUGUCAUGAGCCCCAACGGGCACGGAUUCAAUACAUUGUUACCGGAGUCUAAUGAAGAUAAUACUUACAUCCCAAUGAUGGCCCCAAAAUAUGCGGCGAAUCCGCCUCAAUCUCGAGGGGUUCCUCUUCAUCGAGGGAUGCGGGAAGGCCUUGUGCCCAAUGGACACGUGACCAAUAACGGUCCUGUCCUCCCGGAUGUUUUUGGAAAUAGCUCAACUUCGACGACUCCUUCUUGAACAAAGAUGAUGUGCCAAGAUCCCACAAGAUCCAAAGUUCCCGUUAGAAUUUGUGAAAUACCCCGUCAAUGGGAGCGCGGCUCCAACCACUGGCAAUCAAAAACGUGCAAUACUGUGAUGAUGAAUAGUACUCAUAACUUGUUUCCAACUACUUUGCCUCUAAAAUUUGUUUGAUUUUCUUUUGUUCCCAAGCUCAAUGGAAUGAAAUAUAUUUUUGAAAGUG